CACGCUGUGCUGGACCUGCUGGUGGCAAGUGAACUUUAGUGAAGUGACUGCCUACGGUUCAAAAUGAUGUUCAAAAUGCGUUUCGUUUUGGUCGUUCUUGUGACUUUACUGUUGCUUACCAUCGGCUUUUUUUUGACGUUUGUCGCAGAAGAUAAAUCAGGAAGAAAUGGACAAUAUUUUGGGAUGAAAUUAGGAGUUCAGAGUGUCAAUACAGCGCUGCAGUCUAUUAUGGCUGAAGUCAAGGAUAUAAAGAACGAUGUAUAUAAGCUACAAGCACAAAAGCCACUAGAUUUACCACAAUGGAUCGAGCGUUUCCAAACUCCGCAAUGGACGGACUUCAAACCAUGGCGUGGAGUGCAGGUAUUUUUUGUAUCAUAUCGUUAUGCCUAUCUUAAAAAGUGUGUCGAGUCCAUCCGUGUGGCUUCGGCGGAUAUCGACAAAUCAUCGGUAUGUUUGUUUGUACUCCAUCGCACACCAAAGACCACCGCGAGAGACGUGAACCAAACGUUGGAGGUAAUUCGAAACGUGACUUUCUGCAAAGUCUUCGUGUGGAAAGUUAAAGAGGACAAUAAAGAGAAAAACUACGCUUUGAGAUUAAAACGUCAUUGGUGGUUUGUUCUGGAGUCUGUCUUUGACGCAACUCUCACUGGAAGCUCGUUUAACGGCUGGUUGCUUGGGUACAAGCACGAUAUCUUGUUCCUCGAAGAGGACACUGUCCUAUCACCAGACUUCGUAAAGGUUAUGUGGUAUGCAAGCGAGGUGAAGCGACGUAAUGCUGACAUCAUACAGUUCGCGCUUGGCGGAUGGUCUGGAGAGAACAUGAUCAAUGCACAUCCGGACACGUUUAUCGUGCGCACCGCGCGAAGUAUGCGUGGGAUCGCGUACGGUAUCAACCAAUCGACGUGGUUGUACUUUAAAACCCUCGAGAAAGAUUUUAAAUCCGAUAAUCAAGCCGAUUGGUGCGAAUCGAUGGGCUGGGUUCUGGGAAAACACAACGAUAAAAAAGGGUUUAGGAUUAUCGUUCCAACGUUGAGUCGUUUUUGGCAUAUAGGUGUACACGGUCUGGGGCCGGGAGGUGAUUUUAACUGGCAACGAGGCAUCACAGCACAACCUAACUGGGCGUAUGCAAGCAGGUUACUUGAACCAAAACAUGCUCAAGUUAAUCUUGGCCUCAGAGAUCUCCUAGGCUUUCUUUGUCAGUACAGGAUUGAUUUUUUAGAUCUUAAAGAUACGGAGUGUCUCAACAGCUUCAGAAGAUGGAAAGGAAAGGAUAGAAACAGAAUAAGGUGUGCGAAACAGCCAUAUGUUCAUGAUCCGUGCGAUGUUUUUGUACCAAGUUGAACUGAAUAUUUUAAAUAAAGCAACUUCGGAUCUUUGAAACUAGAUUUUAGUCAUAUUUGAGAAUCUAGUUUAGUAAUACAGGAAGUUUGUGAAAUGGUUAACACUGAUAUGACACUUGAAACUACUUGUAUACGUUUUAACCAAAGGAAAUUUAAACUUUAAAAUGACAACCACAAGGGUGGGAGGAUAUAAUUUUUUUGAAAUGAGUAAAUAACACGUUUCUG
Messenger RNA from Dendronephthya gigantea, 1565 nucleotides. RefSeq lists its product as uncharacterized. The transcript is spliced from 4 exons. The record is from RefSeq and is a predicted model, not a curated record. Lineage: Eukaryota; Metazoa; Cnidaria; Anthozoa; Malacalcyonacea; Nephtheidae. The coding region runs from base 64 to 1341 and encodes 425 amino acids. Gene Ontology annotation, molecular function: alpha-1,6-mannosylglycoprotein 2-beta-N-acetylglucosaminyltransferase activity. Gene Ontology annotation, biological process: oligosaccharide biosynthetic process; protein N-linked glycosylation. Gene Ontology annotation, cellular component: Golgi stack; Golgi membrane.